AUGAGGAAAUGCAGCCCCUGGACGUUUCUUCCUAUUAUGUUUUCGUUCUUCACAGCAGCAGGCUUGUGGGUUGUGUAUUUUAUAGCAGUGGAGGAUGAGAAAAUCACACCACUCAGUGCUGAAUAUAAGAGAUCAGUGUCCAAGUCCCCUCCAUACAUCAGCAUUGCAGGUGAUGCUCCACCAGCCAGCUGUGUUUUUAGCCAAGUCAUGAACAUGGCAGCUUUUGUGGGCUUUAUCCUUGGUGUUCUGAGAUACUUGCAGCUAAAGCCAAGAGUGCACAAACCCUGGCUCAACAUCGGGAGUCUGGUAGCUCUGUCCUUGGCCUGCUUUGGUAUGACCUUAGUUGGGAAUUUCCAGCUGUCAAAUGAUGAGGAGCUCCACAAUAUUGGAACAUCCAUGACUUUCGGCCUGGGCACACUAUUCUGUUGGGUCCAGUCAUUUAUAACACUGAAGGUCAAUUUGCGAAAUGAAGGCAGACGAGCUGGAAUUCCUCGUUUCCUGUUGUCUGGAGCAGUGACUUCCUGCAUGCUGCUUUACUUCGCUCUAAUGGCCCAACGCCUGCACAUGCACGCUGCUCGGGCACAGUGGGCGCUGGUCAUGUUCUACUUGACAUUCCUGGGCACGUUUGCUAUUGAAUUCCGACAUUACCACUUUGAGAUAGUGUGCAGCGACGACCAGGAGCCUCCAAUGAGCCUGUCGGAGAGCUUCUCUGAGGUUUCAGAAUACCAGUCGGACCAACUAUAGGA
Messenger RNA from Trichomycterus rosablanca, 746 nucleotides. RefSeq names its product transmembrane protein 150C (gene tmem150c). The transcript has 7 exons. The coding region runs from base 1 to 744 and encodes 247 amino acids. Lineage: Eukaryota; Metazoa; Chordata; Actinopteri; Siluriformes; Trichomycteridae. The record is from RefSeq and is a predicted model, not a curated record. Gene Ontology annotation, cellular component: plasma membrane.